UCUCUCUCUGCUUUAUUCGUGAGGAGCGGCCAUAGUGACUUUGCCUCUGAGGAGUGAUUUAUCUUUUUUUUUUUGGUUGUUCUUUAAAAAAAACAUUUUUUAGCUUUUUGUCCUCCUCAUCCCCCUCCUGAGCUGCCGCCGCCCCUCGUGACCGGGAAAAACAAGAGCAAAGCGUUAGCCUCCCUCUCUCUCUCUCUGUCGUUCUUACGUUUUUUCUUUCUGUGGAUGAGAAAUGACGGACGUGCUGGAUCUGAGCCAGAUCGGCUGUACAGUGAGCGGUGUGGAGCAUGACAUUGAGACGCCCCACGGUGUUCUCCAUGUAACUUUGAGGGGAACACCUAAAGGCAACCGGCCCGUCAUCUUAACCUACCAUGACAUCGGACUUAACCAUAAGUCGUGCUUCAACACUCUCUUUAACUUCGAGGACAUGCAGGAGAUCACUCACCAUUUUGCAGUGGCCCAUGUAGAUGCUCCAGGCCAGCAGGAGAAUGCAGCACCUUUCCCUACUGGGUAUCAGUAUCCUACGAUGGAUCAGCUGGCUGAGAUGCUUCCCUCAGUUUUAAUCCACUUAAAGAUCAACAGUGUGAUUGGCAUUGGUGUUGGUGCUGGAGCAUACAUUCUCACCAGAUUGGCACUGAAUCAGCCUACCUUGGUAGAGGGUCUGGUUCUUAUUAAUGUGGACCCCUGUGCAAAAGGAUGGAUGGACUGGGCAGCGUCAAAGUUGUCUGGAUGGACCAGCAACCUGGUGGACAUAGUGAUGGGACAUCAUUUCAGCACAGAUGAGCUGACAGAAAACCAGGAGAUCAUUCAGACAUACCGUCUGCACAUCGCUCAGGACAUGAACCAGGAAAACCUAGCACUGUUCUGCAACUCCUACAACAGUCGCCGCGACCUCGAGAUCGAGAGGCCUGUCAUAGGGCUGAACGAGGAAACUGUCAACACUCUAAAGUGUCCUGCAUUGCUAGUCGUGGGUGAUACAUCUCCAGCUGUGGACGCUGUUGUUGAGUGUAACUCGAGGUUAAACCCAACAAAGACCACCCUUCUGAAGAUGGCAGAUUGUGGUGGGCUGCCCCAAGUUGUACAACCUGGUAAACUUGCUGAGGCUUUCAAGUACUUUGUCCAGGGCAUGGGUUACAUCCCCCAUGUGCUCCUCAGCCAUCUGAACAGCGAAGCAGUGCCCACUGCGGGUAUGACACGCUUGGCGCGUUCCCGCACCCACUCGGCUUCCAGCAUGAACUCCGUGGAAAGCGCGCGGAGCCGCACUCUCAAUAACUCCCAGACGGAGGGCGCCACUGCCAGCCCAGGUCACGAGACCCAGGCCAGACCACAAACCAUGGAGGUGUCUUGCUAAAGCGUGUAAACCUGCCUCUAAAUCUCUCCUUAUGCCACAGAUUUCUUUUCUCUCAUAUCCUUGAAGCCAGGCUUCUGGUGAAAUGAAACAAUGCAAAGUACGACUAUUGAAAUGUGUUCACAGUCUGUACACCCUUUUUUUUAAUGUCUUUGUUUCCUGAUACGUUGGUACGAUGCUGACUGAUGUCUCUUGAGUAGAAGUGUUAAUGUUCUGAAGGCACUUUCAUUACAUCUUCCUGUUGCUGAUCCAUACCAUAGAGAAGACCAAACCACAUCUCACAUCUCCCCUUCCAUCUGGUUAUGAUAUACAGUACAUCAUUGACUUUUUUUUUCCUUCAACCACAGCUUUCUGUUUUCCUGUCGAUAUUUAGUGCUUUGUGAAAAUAUCCGUCUCUCGAUUGCAGAAUAGUUGUUUUCUUGUACAUUCUCACAAAACUAAUGAUAAGCAUGUCGUUUUUAAUGUAACUCAAUAGAUGUGUAUAUUGGGAUUUGUUUUGUUCAGUUGUUUCUACAUAUACUGUAGACUUCACCCACCCAGGGGGUAACUUUGCACUGUAACACAGAUAUACUGAUGUAUUUAGAGAACCAGAACACAGUUUGUUUGUUUGUUUGUUUGUUUUUCCUGGCAGAGCUGCCUUUCAUUAAACUCUUAGGAGUUCUAGCUAAAACACGUUUAGAAAGAAUGAUGUGGACAGAACGACCAACAUAGCGUACGCACUCUCAGUCUAUCUAGCUGAUUGAGGGGGGAAAAGCAGAGACAUGGUCAUUUAUUAGAAUCUCAUAGUAGUUUUAGUGAAUGAAAUCAUUUAAACUGUACACUCCCUGCAAACAUUAAUACUGACAAAGGAGUGUGGUUUUAACUUACUCCGCCCCUCCUGUACAGUGAACAGAUAAUUCCAGUUUACUUGAACUGUACUGAUUACUUCAUCUAUUAAAUUUUAUAGCUAUAUUAUUAUAAAUAUUAGUAUAAAUACUAUUGCUAUAAUGUUUCCUUGGAUGUGUAUUCAUUGUUGCUUUAUGACUGUACUGCCUUGACAUCAGGCUUUCUUCUCCAACCAUACAUGGGGCACUGUACUUCUAGUGAGUGUGUUGAUUUGUACUAAUUAAUAAAGUUAGAGGUUAUACUCAAA
Clarias gariepinus (North African catfish) is the source of this 2480-nucleotide messenger RNA. It is a transcript of the gene ndrg3b, whose product is annotated as ndrg family member 3b. Gene Ontology annotation, biological process: signal transduction. Gene Ontology annotation, cellular component: cytoplasm. The transcript has 15 exons. NCBI's taxonomy places the organism in Eukaryota, Metazoa, Chordata, Actinopteri, Siluriformes, Clariidae. The record is from RefSeq and is a predicted model, not a curated record. Bases 233 to 1351 code for a protein of 372 amino acids.